AUGACCGCCAACCCUACUCAAUGCCCUUCAGCCGCUCAGCGUAUAGUAGGAGAUUGUCCUCAUUGUCAGAAAUGUUUCUGUUCGACUCAUAGACAGCCAGAGGCCCAUAACUGUUCCGGUAUGCAAGCCUGUCGGGAUGCAGCAUUCCAAGCCAACAAAGAACGACUCGAGAAGGAACGUACCGUCGCAAGUAAGAUUGCUCAGGCUUAG
Messenger RNA from Kwoniella botswanensis, 210 nucleotides. RefSeq lists its product as uncharacterized. Gene Ontology annotation, molecular function: zinc ion binding. The transcript has 2 exons. The coding region runs from base 1 to 210 and encodes 69 amino acids. NCBI's taxonomy places the organism in Eukaryota, Fungi, Basidiomycota, Tremellomycetes, Tremellales, Cryptococcaceae. The record is from RefSeq and is a predicted model, not a curated record.